GAUUUAGGUUUUCUCAACAAAACUUUGUUCAGUCUCCAAAUUCAAUCUUCUUCACUUUCUUCAAGAUUACGCUUCUUUCACUUCUGUUAAAAACGAUGAAGAAAACGGGAAUGACUUGCAGAUGGAUAGCUUCUGAUGCAGUUUUCAACAAAUUAUCGAUCAAAUUCAACGUUCUCGUUGUUGCAACGAUGAUUCUGCUGAGGAUGACAUCGAGAGAAUCAAUCAAAUUCGAAAACUUUGAGAUAUGGAAAGUAACUUUUCGUGAGGCGAUGGGGCUUUUGACUCUGAUGAUGGCUUCUCUUUAUUACUCGGGAAGUUUUCGCUGGAUUUUAACUGACUUGCUUAAGUUUAACGAUCCAUUGGUAAGGAUUGACAAAGAGUUGGCUAUGUUAUAUGGUUUCUUGACUUUGGCCUUUUACCUCAUGAACUUGUUCGGAUUCUUCUGGGGACUUUUAUGGCUACCAGUUUCUCCUCCGAGUCUUCUUUUGGUUCUUCGAUUCGCCAAGUCCAGAAACGUUAAAGAAUUUCAAGAUUAGGUUGCUUGGAGAUGAAGAUUCCAAUCUAAUUCAACACAUGGAUCAUAUAUGGGGUUUAGGGUUGAAUCGUUUGGUGGUGAUUUUUAGGUUUUUCUCUCAGAUGUUGUAAUUACUGCUAUGAAUAAUCUCAAGAUUAGAUU
Messenger RNA from Arabidopsis arenosa, 676 nucleotides. NCBI's taxonomy places the organism in Eukaryota, Viridiplantae, Streptophyta, Magnoliopsida, Brassicales, Brassicaceae. The record is from the annotation of a GenBank genome assembly.